Messenger RNA from Pimephales promelas (fathead minnow), 1646 nucleotides. It is a transcript of the gene zdhhc24, whose product is annotated as zDHHC palmitoyltransferase 24. Gene Ontology annotation, cellular component: endoplasmic reticulum; Golgi apparatus. Gene Ontology annotation, molecular function: protein-cysteine S-palmitoyltransferase activity. Gene Ontology annotation, biological process: protein targeting to membrane; peptidyl-L-cysteine S-palmitoylation. The record is from RefSeq and is a predicted model, not a curated record. NCBI's taxonomy places the organism in Eukaryota, Metazoa, Chordata, Actinopteri, Cypriniformes, Leuciscidae.
CCGACGGACCGUUUCAGCUGCAACACAGAACUGUCAUGUUGCCGAAUGUUGUUAGCCUGCUGCAGCAGUGACUUAGUUCUUUGUCGAAACGAUAUUCUGAAUGCAAUGUAAGAUUCGAGCAAGCGAGAAUAGAGUGGCUUUACAUGUAGAAAACAGGUUGAACAGGUAACGUUAGCGUCUCACGCAACGGAUGAUUUGAAGCUUAAAACAUGGCUAGGUUCAUGAGUAGACUAUGGUGUAAGGUGGAGUCAACCGGUCGCCAUUUGCCUAUCGUUCUGAACGCAUUUCUGGUGUUCUCCAUCACUGCCGAGGUCAGCUAUCUGGUGCUGGUGGAGGCUCCUCUUGAACCAGCAGAGAAGAAGACAGAGUGGUGCAACAUAUGGAAGGCCAUGCAUCUCUUCGCUCAGUACUUCAUGCUAGGAAAUAUUACCUGGAAUGCUUUGUUGUUUGUAAAAACUAACCCAAGUAUCCGCGGAGUGUUUCUUGGAGGGGAUGCAUUGGGCCAAGGGUGGAGGUACUGCUACAACUGUGAGACACACACUCCUCCACGAUGCUCGCACUGCUACGAUUGCAACGUGUGUGUGUUGCGUCGUGAUCAUCACUGUGUGUUUUUUGGCCAGUGUGUCGGUUUCCACAAUUACCGGUAUUUCCUGACCUGUUUGCUCUUCAUGUGGGCAGGGCUGCUCUAUGCAGUAGUCAUGAAUGCUGAGGUCUUCAUUGUCAUCCUAAAGGAGGGUGUCACUUUUCACAGUGUCAUGCUUUUGCUUGUGCCCUGGAUCAUGCUCGUCUCGGGACAGGUGACGGCGAGAGCGUUUGCUUUUGCAUUCAUUGCUGACACUUGUGUAGUGGGCUUCCUACUGGUUGCUGCCUUCCUCUUCUUUCACGUGAUUCUGAUGCUGAGGGGACAGACCACACGUGAGUGGUACUCCACCCGGCAGCCUUACAGCCUGGGAGUGCUGGCCAAUGUCAGGGAAUGCCUGGGCAAGUACUGGUACAUCUGCUGGCUCUGUCCAUUGAUACCUUCCCCGCUUCCAGGAGACGGCAUAAACUUCAAGGUGACUGGUUUACUUGAGCACAAGAAGUAGGGUGCGCACUAGGUUUUUUCUCAUUGCAAUUUCAUUACAUUGGCCCAGCUGAUCCAGAAGGGCAUGUUGUUGAGCCUGCGGCAGCAAUUGCAUGCUGUUCUCAAACCAAACAAUUAGCAGCUCUUUUUUUUAUCUGAAGAACCAGCCAGAAAUCCUGAUUUCUAAUUUCACUUUACAAUUGUUUUUCUUCAUUGCACCAGUGUUAUUGGUUUUAAUUGGUGUCAAUUUGGUGGAUGUCAAGUAUAUAAUUUUAAAUAUUUUAUAAUGCAUUUUGGUUUUGGUUCUAUUGUGCAAUCUUUGCUUUUGUAAAGCAAACUUUUUUUUUGAAAAGGGAAAUAUUUUAAUAUCAAAAUGGUAUGCUCUUUUAUUUAAUUUGCUCUUAAUGUUUUACUGUCAUUGAUGUGCCAAAUAAUCUAUUCAAACAAAUGUGAAUGUGCUUUAUGCCAGGCUGACCUUUUUUUGUCCUGAAUUAUACAACAAAUGUAAUUUUGUUUGUAUGGCACUGAAUAUUGUUUACCUUCAGUUUAAUGUUUAACUAUAUAUUUUUUUGUUUUGUCUUUC